This is a messenger RNA of Papilio polytes (common Mormon), 2851 nucleotides long. It is a transcript of the gene dnt, whose product is annotated as tyrosine-protein kinase Dnt. Bases 343 to 1974 code for a protein of 543 amino acids. Gene Ontology annotation, cellular component: signaling receptor complex. Gene Ontology annotation, biological process: protein phosphorylation; axonogenesis; positive regulation of kinase activity. The transcript has 6 exons. The record is from RefSeq and is a predicted model, not a curated record. Gene Ontology annotation, molecular function: ATP binding; protein kinase activity. Lineage: Eukaryota; Metazoa; Arthropoda; Insecta; Lepidoptera; Papilionidae.
ACCAGUUAGUUUUAACCUAAACGGGAGAGAGGUUGUGUCGUAAUUUUUUGUAAAGAAACGUUUAUUUGUAUUGUUUUUUACGUAUUUGAUGACUCUUUGUAAAGAAAUACACUUUUUGAUGAAUAAGGUUAAAAACUUUGAAGUAUCACUGUAUUGAUUCGUGCAUUUAAUUCGGGUUUCUUGUGAAUUUAUACGAUUUAUACGAGUGUGUAAUCUUGUAUCGGCGAGAACUCAACGUCGUUUGACUGUGGUUGAAAAAAAUGUGAAGAAAUUGUGAUUUUGGUGAACUGUUGGUUCUAAUGAGGACCUUAUUUAUGACCUAAGGAGGGACAAAUUGAAAACAUGAAGUGUUUAAUAUUUCUUCUGCUGUUGCCGGCUUGUCUAGCACAUUUGAAUGUUUAUUUAAGCAGUGCAGAAGUAUGGAGACUGCUAGGAUUAACAGCGGAACUGUUCUACGUGCGUGACGGCCAGAUCAACUCGUACGCACUCAACUUCGUGGUGCCAGUACCGGCUACCAUCAGUGAGCUGCACUUCACCUGGCAAAGCCUCGCCAGGAGACCGCUGCCAUACACAUUACACGUGGACGUGGCGUCGGAGCCGGAGGCGAUGCACCCGCCGACUUUCAACAUCUCUAGCGCCGGCUACGUGCCCACUGAGACGCAGACAUGGCGAGUCGACUUGCCGUGUAUGGGCACCGUCGCCGCAGAGGUCAACAUCACCAUAUCGCUCAAUAUCUCCACCGGCUCCUCCUCCACCAUCUUACAUUUCCGAAGGCGGAAGAUAUGCCUCAAAGAAGCACUUCGGCCUGCUGUUAGGGUUGAUAGCGUUCCAUAUGCGCCGACUUCUGCAGACAUAUUCUACGCGGGCGCAGGCUGUGCCGGUGGAGUGCUCUUGAUAGCCGCCGUGGCAGCAGUCGCCUGCAAGGCGAGGGCUCGUAAGCUGCGCCGGGCUAGGAGCGAUGAGCAGGACGCGCACGCUUUCCUGCCAGACUCUUCCUGUAAGUCGGCAGCCAGCUACACCAGUUACCGCCGCCCUACCUCGCUACCUCCCGCCGCCGCCGCUGAAGAAAGGGCGAGAGACCUGCAACAGAGAAUAGCUGAGCUGACAAUACAGAGGUGCCGUGUCAGGCUGCGCGCGGUGGCCAUGGAAGGGACGUUUGGCAGAGUUUAUAAAGGCACUUACGCGGACGAGGAGGGGAGGGAACAAGAAGUUUUGGUCAAAACUGUAGCAGAGCAUGCCUCACAAGUACAGGUAUCGUUGCUACUUCAAGAAGGCUGCAUGCUUUACGGAUUACACCACGAGAAAGUGCUCUCAGUUCUUGGAGUGAGCAUUGAAGACCAGACGGCUCCGUUCCUGCUGUACCCUUGGAACAGCGGAUGGCGGAAUCUUAAGCAAUUUCUAUUGGCGUGCCGAGGGGUGGGCGUAGGGGGCGCGGGUGGGGCGCCGCCGCCGCCGCCGCUCACUACGCAGCACGUGGUGCGCAUGGCGCUUCAUGCCCUGGACGGCUUAGCCUACCUUCAUUCCCAGCACGUGCUGCAUAAAGACAUAGCCGCCAGAAAUUGCAUUGUAGAUGAAAACCUCCGAGUGAUGAUCGCAGAUAACGCGUUGUCGCGGGACCUUUUCCCCGCCGACUACCACUGCCUGGGUGACAACGAGAAUAGGCCCAUUAAGUGGCUGGCACUAGAAUCACUGUCGCGAAGACAGUUCAGCCCAGCGGCGGACGUGUGGGCGCUGGGCGUGCUACUUUGGGAGCUUACCACGCUCGCGCACCAGCCCUACGCGGAGGUCGACCCCUUCGAGGUAGCAGCCUAUCUGAGAGACGGCUACCGAUUGCAGCAACCAGCUAACUGUCCAGAUGAAUUGUUUGCUGUAAUGGCGUACUGCUGGGCCAUGUCGCCCGACGACCGGCCCACGCUGCCGCAGCUGCAGACCUUCUUGCGCGACUUCCACACGCAACUGACACGAUUCGUGUAACUCUGUGCUACAGAAAUAUGACCCAAAGACUAAUUGGAAGCGAGUACUAAAAAGGCGUAUGCUUUUGCAUAGAACAGUUACCUUUAGUGAAUUAAAACUAUUGUGAAAAGUGUGUGCGAAGUGAGCGGUGACCAUAAAUAGACUGAUUUUUAUAUAAAUGUGUAUUAUGUAAAUUAUAGAUGUUUUAUUAAGCGACUGUCGUACUGCCUAUUUUAUUCACCUUUUCAACGUUGUAGUUUCGUUGCGCAGUGUGUUGUGAACAAAUAAAGGACCUUUUACGAGCUCUGUAAAUUUAUAACAUGUGCACAGAGCGUGCGAAUUUUAAUAUUAUACUGGCAACACCACUCUGUAACCAGACUAAAUAAAUACGAUCAAGUUAAAAUUAUUUCGCACUUUAAAAGUACCAACUAAGGUCAUUGCACUUACUUAAACAGGGCUGUAUUACGCUACACAAAAGGUUUUAAAACUGCAUUGACAACAUAGAUGACAUAAUGAAAUAAUUAUUCGUUUUUAAUAUUUUAAAGCAGUGAAAGUUGUCAUAACCGCCUUUUUACGUGUUGUAACUCGUAAUUCGUAAGGAAGAUAAAAUAGGAUAUGAAGACAGUCGCCUUUGAAUAUUGUAACGUUAUUCGAAACCUCAAUACUGCCAUAUUAGUUAUAAAGAUUAUUUGUAAAUAUUGAUAGACAUGUACGUAUAUUGAAUGUGCCUCAGAUUUUAUGAAAGUUUUAGAUGUUUAUUGGUGUUUGUAAUUGAACAGAUGUUUUCAUUAAGACUGGAGUAGUUUCGUUUAAUUUAUGUAAAUAGAAUAUUAAUUACCUAGAUCAUUGAUCGAUACUUUAAUCUUCGAUCAUAAUAUUUGUAAUGUUCCAAUAAAGU